This is a messenger RNA of Liolophura sinensis, 3251 nucleotides long. RefSeq names its product histone acetyltransferase KAT7-like. Gene Ontology annotation, cellular component: chromatin; histone H3-K14 acetyltransferase complex; nucleus. Bases 125 to 1759 code for a protein of 544 amino acids. Gene Ontology annotation, molecular function: chromatin binding; histone H4 acetyltransferase activity; transcription coregulator activity. Gene Ontology annotation, biological process: regulation of transcription by RNA polymerase II. NCBI's taxonomy places the organism in Eukaryota, Metazoa, Mollusca, Polyplacophora, Chitonida, Chitonidae. The transcript has 13 exons. The record is from RefSeq and is a predicted model, not a curated record.
CGGAAAAAUUCUGCCGCGAAAGACUUUCCUGUUGGUGUACAAUGUUUUCUUAUUGUUUACCCAUAUAAGAUUUCAUCUAGUGUAUUUAUGAUAAGAGGAACAUCAACCCCGUUAAUCUGCAAUAAUGCCGAAGCGAAAGUCCACAAGAGUGCUUCAGUCAGAAGAUUCCUCGGAGGAAACUGACCUUUCUGUGGAUGUGGAGAGUGAAGGGGAAACAAUCUCCAGUACACCCAGACACAGACGAAUGACAAGGAGAUCUGCUGCUCACAGUUUGCAGAAGUCUCCUUCAAAGCGCCUCCGUAAGAAAUCAGAGAAUUGUGGUUCAAGUUCGAGCAGUGAUACAGACACUGGGGCCAUCACCUCCCGCCCACCAAAGACACCCAGGGGAAGACAACCCACCAAGCAUGAGGAGCCCCCUACACCAAUUCACACAGACCGUGUAGGCGAUAGUGAUGACAGUCAGGAUGAUAGCCUCUGUCACAUACCUGGCUGUGAUUCAUCAGGUCACCUUUCAGGAUUGUACGAUACCCACCAUACCAUAUCAGCAUGUCCCAUCUACCAUAACACUACACCAGCAGAAUGCAAGGCAAAUUAUGAGCUUCGACAGAAAAAAGCUGAUGAAAGACAGAAAGUUAUUGAGACACUGAGUGACAGACGGGAUCUCAGGAGACAUAACCCGAAUGAAGAACAGAAGGCUAAAGGUCAAAAGGCUAAACAGUCAAGACGUCAUGUAUUGCAGCUGCCUGAUGAAGAUCGAAAAGAGCAUCAGCAGCAUCGAGAGCUCCACGACACGAGUAGAGAACCUUUACUACAGGGGCUUGCCUCCGAGUACGAUCUCAAAAUGUUCAAGGAAGCCCAGGCAAGGGCAUGCGAGAAAAUGGAACACGAGCUGACAAGUCACUACCAACUUAGUGAUCGUAAAGAGUACCGUGUGAAGAAAGUUGAAAUGGGGCAGUAUGAGAUGGAGACUUGGUACUCCUCCCCUUACCCUGAUGAAUACUCCAGGCUGUCAAAGAUCUACCUGUGUGAGUUCUGCCUCAAGUACAUGCGGACAGCCACCAUCAUGAGGAGACACGUGGCUAAAUGUGUUUGGCGACACCCACCUGGUGAUGAGUGUUACAGAAAGGGCAGCAACUCUGUGUUCGAAGUGGAUGGCAAGAAAAACAAGGUAUAUUGUCAGAACCUGUGUCUGCUGGCCAAAUUAUUUCUUGACCACAAGACUCUGUAUUUUGAUGUUGAGCCUUUCCUGUUCUAUGUGCUCACGGAGAAUGACAGUCAUGGUUGUCAUAUAGUUGGCUACUUCUCAAAGGAGAAGAAUUCCAUACUGAACUACAACGUAUCCUGUAUACUGACUUUGCCUCAGUAUAUGAGACAAGGCUAUGGAAAAAUGCUUAUAGACUUCAGCUACCUCUUGAGUAGGAUAGAGUCCAAGAUAGGGUCGCCAGAGCGUCCUCUUUCUGAUCUGGGGCUGCUAAGCUACCGUAGUUACUGGAAGGAAGUGUUGCUAGGAUAUUUACACAAGUACCGUGGUAAUGAGAUUUCCAUCAAAGAUGUUAGCCAAGAGACGGGUAUCAACGCCAAUGAUAUAGUGAGCACUCUGCAGGCUCUAGGCAUGCUCAAAUACUGGAAGGGCAAACAUCUUGUUCUGCGAAGACAGGAUUUAAUAGAUGAAUUUCUUCAAAAGAAGGCCAAAUGCCGGCACGAGUCUCGCCAAGUCGACCCCAGCUGUUUGAAAUGGACACCUCCAGUAAAGUCAUGAAGAGCUUUUUGUUGCUUAUGUGGCAUGCCUACCCUAGUCCUUUACAAAGCCCAGUUUUAAGUUCUAGAUCCAUAGUUUUUACAUUCACAUCAUGUAUUUAUCCGGGGGGUGAUUAUGAACAGUUGUUAAAAAUACUAAUUUUUAUAGUGUAUGGUCAGAUAGGGUGAAGCAUUUGUUGACCAAUGAGAACUCUUUUAUGUGAUUUCCUGUGAGAAGUCUAGCGUGCUGACCAAUGAGAACUUUUGUAUGUGAUUACCAUUGAGACGUCUAACAUGUUGACCAAUGAGAACUCCAGCAUGGAGUAUUGUUCAUGUCAUGAAGCAUGAAGCUUUAAUCAUUCAUGCAAAGAAGCACAAAACUUGCUUAGCUAUCAAUACAGCAGGAUUAAGGUCUGCCUGCAAUGAUACAUACCUGGUAGUAAGUGUUAGUGGACUUCAAGAACUAUGGCAGGUUACAGAGCAGGCAUGCAUAGGCUCAUGUGGAUUGUGCGUCACUUUAUAGCUCUUUUGUAGUUUCUUACUCCUCUGAUUUUGAUGGUAAAAUGUUCCUGAAUGGCUUCCUUGAUUACAGUAACCUGUAUAGAUAGUACAGUCAGUAGUCAGCAGAAUUUGUCAGGAUAAGCCAGAUAAACAUUUCAAGUAGUCAAGACAGUGAUUUCUUCUUUGUGAGACAAACAUGCCCACAUCACUAUGUUAAGGCAUUGCAACUUUUGGCAGUCAUGCAGGUAUGUGUGACACCUGAGAUUUUACGUGGAACUGAGCAUAGUUUCAUAUUGAAAAUGUAGAGAAAUGCACAUAGAAAAGUAGAACUGAGCUGAAAGCUAGGUUGUCACCAAAGUUUGGAAAAGGCUUAAAUGACUAUAUGCUAUCAUUCAUGCCCUGUAUAACCCAUUCUGCGCAUGGGUACAGAUGAAACACUCGAAACAACAAUCUGGCUUGUAACAGCAGUGUUGGGUAUAUUGUUCAGAUGUAGCUGAGUGAAAAGAAAAAAAAAAAGACAUCGUAGAUAACAAGAAUGUGGAGUAGAAUGAUGUCCACAUAAUGUAAUGUAAAUAAAGAUUAUUGGUUUCCGGAGUAUUCUGCUGACAGAUAUACAGAACUGAUGAAAACCCACCAGCUGCAGCUUGCUACUCAUAUUGUAUACCUUUCUCAUAGAUGUACUACUAAUGCUGUUGUUACACAUUACACGUGUAUCAAGAUCAGUCAUAUGUACUAAAUAAUACGUUAUUACCAGCAUGUUAAGUUUACAGGAUAAUGUGUACUGUUAAAUUUGUGAAAGUUUAUGACUGAUUAAAUGUUUGCUAUAUCCUAAGACAAUGUAUUUGUGAAUUUCUAUAAGUUCCACAGUUUGCUGGCAGAAUUUUUGACAUAUCACUGGAGAGGAAGGUAGCAUGAGCUGGACUUGAACCCACAGCAGUCACUUUAGUGAGAGGCUCCUGGGCCAUUGUGCUGCACUCACACGCUAACCACUGAACCUGUUGAAUACUGGAAAC